UCGGAGCCUUCAGGGCGGGGAGAGUGUGGCCCAGGCUGCCGGAGCGAACACCCACCUUCUGGAGGAGACCGACCGACCGGCAACGGCGCAGGCUCGGACAGGACGUCGCGCUUUGUUUCUGGGAUAUUUUUCUUUUUCCACUACCAGCGUCAUUAUUUCGCACCAAGCAGCCGGCGGACUUUCCACUGAAAGCAGAGCCUUCAGAGCGCCGCGAUGGAGGAUGGGAAGCCGGUGUGGGCGCCCCACCCAGUGGACGGGUUCCAGCUGGGAACCAUCGUGGACAUCGGCGCCGACAGCUUGACCAUCGAACCCCUCAAGCAGAAGGGAAAGACCUUUCUGGCUCCCAUCAACCAAGUCUUCCCCGCAGAGGACGACGUCAACAAACAUGUGGAGGACAACUGUUCAUUGAUGUACUUGAACGAGGCCACUCUGCUCAACAACGUCCGAGUGAGAUACAGCAAAGACAAAAUUUAUACCUUUGUAGCGAACAUCCUGAUCGCCGUCAACCCAUACUAUGACAUCCCAAAGCUCUACUCGCCAGACACCAUCAAGAAAUACCGGGGCCGGUCUCUGGGCACGCUGCCGCCGCACGUCUACGCCAUCGCUGAUAAGGCGUACAGGGACAUGAAGGUGCUGAAGAUGAGCCAGUCCAUCAUCGUCUCGGGAGAAUCCGGAGCCGGAAAGACGGAAAACACCAAGUUUGUACUCAGAUACCUGACGACCUCGUACGGCACGGGUCAGGACAUCGACGAGCGGAUCGUGGAGGCGAACCCCCUGCUGGAAGCUUUUGGAAAUGCCAAAACUGUCCGCAACAACAACAGCAGUCGCUUCGGGAAGUUUGUGGAGAUCCACUUCAACGAGAAGAACGCCGUGGUGGGCGGCUUCGUGUCCCACUACCUGCUGGAGAAGUCCAGGAUCUGCCGGCAGAGCCCCGAGGAGCGGAACUACCACAUCUUCUACCGCCUGUGCGCCGGGGCGCCCGAAGACAUCCGACAGAAGUUCCACCUCAGCUCUCCGGACACAUUCAGGUACCUGAACCGAGGAUGCACACGCUUCUUCGCCUCCAAAGACACAGACAAACAGAUCAUGCAGAACCGAAAGAGCAAGGAGCACGGCAAGUCGGGCCCGCUGAAGGACCCGCUGCUGGACGACCACGGCGACUUCAAGAGGAUGAGCGUGGCCAUGAAGAAGAUCGGCCUGGACGACACGGAGAAGCUGGACCUGUUCAGGGUGGUGGCCGGCGUGCUGCACCUCGGGAACAUCGACUUCGAGGAGGCCGGGAGCACCUCAGGCGGCUGCAACAUCCGGAACCAGUCGAGCAAGACGCUGGAGCACUGCGCCGAGCUGCUGGGCCUGGUUCAGGAGGACCUGAGGAGCAGCCUCACCUCCAGGGUCAUGCUCACCACAGCAGGGGGCGCCAAAGGAACAGUCAUCAAGGUGCCGCUCAAAGUGGAGCAGGCCAACAAUGCCCGGGACGCCCUGGCGAAGGCCGUCUACAGCCGCCUCUUCGACCACGUGGUCACCCGGGUCAACCAGUGCUUCCCCUUCGACUCCUCCGCCAACUUCAUCGGCGUGCUGGACAUCGCUGGCUUCGAGUACUUUGAGCACAACAGCUUCGAGCAGUUCUGCAUCAACUACUGUAACGAGAAGCUGCAGCAGUUCUUCAACGAGCGCAUCCUGAAGGAGGAGCAAGAGCUGUACCAGCGGGAGGGGCUGGGAGUCAACGAGGUGCACUACGUGGACAAUCAGGACUGCAUAGACCUGGUGGAGGCCAAGCUGGUGGGCAUCCUGGACAUCCUGGACGAAGAGAACCGGCUACCUCAGCCCAGCGACCAGCACUUCACCGACACCGUGCACAACAAGCACAAGAACCACUUCCGCCUCACCGUGCCCAGGAAGUCUAAGCUGGCCAUCCACAGGAACGUGAGGGACGAUGAAGGAUUCAUUAUCAGACACUUUGCAGGAGCCGUGUGCUACGAGACGACCCAGUUCGUGGAGAAGAACAACGACGCUCUGCACAUGUCCCUGCAGUCUCUGAUCAGCGAGUCCAAGGACCGCUUCAUCCGCGAGCUCUUCGAAAACUCCAACAACAGCAGAGACGUCAAGCAGAAGGCCGGGAAGCUCAGCUUCAUCAGCGUCGGGAACAAGUUCAAGACCCAGCUGAACAUCCUCCUGGAAAAGCUCCGCAGCACGGGCUCCAGCUUCAUCCGCUGCAUUAAGCCCAACCUGAAGAUGGUCAGCCACCAGUUCGAAGGCGCUCAGAUCCUCUCCCAGCUGCAGUGCUCCGGCAUGGUGUCUGUGCUGGACCUGAUGCAGGGCGGCUUCCCGUCCAGAGCGCCCUUCCACGAGCUCUACAACAUGUACCAGCAGUACAUGCCUCCCAAACUCACCCGGCUCGACCCGCGCCUCUUCUGCAAGGCUUUGUUUAUGGCCCUGGGACUGGAUGAGAAGGACUACAAGUUCGGUCUGACCAAAGUGUUUUUCCGGCCCGGGAAGUUUGCAGAGUUCGACCAGAUCAUGAAGUCGGACCCGGAGCACCUGGCGGAGCUGGUGAAGAAGGUCAACAGGUGGCUCAUCCACAGCCGCUGGAAGAAAGUGCAGUGGUGCGCUCUGUCCGUCAUCAAACUGAAGAACAAGAUCCUGUACCGGACCGGCGCCUGCAUCAAGAUGCAGAAGACGGUUCGCAUGUGGCUCUGCAAGAAGAAGCACAAGCCUCGCAUCGACGGGCUGGUCAAAGUGCGCACCCUGAAGAAGAGGAUGGACCGCUUCAACGAGGUGGUGGGCGGCCUGAAGGAGGGCAAGAAGGAGAUGAGCAAGCAGGUGCAGGAGCUGGACGCCGCCAUCAACGCCCUGGUGGUCAAAAUCAAGAGCACCAUGAUGACCCGCAUCGACAUCGACCACGAGUACCAGGCGCUGGUGAAGCGGUCGGAGAAGCUGCUGACCGCCAUGCAGAACAAGAAGAAGGAGGAGGAGGAGCGCGAGCGCCUGCGCCGCAUCCAGGAGGACAUGGAGCGCGAGAAGAAGAGGAGGCAGGAGGAGGAGCAGCGCCGCAAGCAGGACGAGGAGGACCGCCGCCUGAAAGCCGAGAUGGAGCUGAAGAGGAAGCAUGAAGAGGAAGAGAGGAAGAAGAGGGAGGAGGAAGAGAGGCGCAUUCAGAUGGAGAUGGAGGUGCAGAUGCAGGCGGAGCGGGAGGAGGAGGCGGCGCGACAGGCCGUCCUGGAGCAGGAGAGGAGGGACCGCGAGCUGGCGCUGAGGAUCGCCCAGAGCGAGGCCGAGCUCAUCCCCGAGGAGGCGCCCAACGACGCAGGCCUGCGCAGUAACGGCUCCUCCGUUCCGUCGUCCCCAGAGAGAGCAGCCACUGCUGCUACCCCUAGGCUCAAGAGCAUGACCAUGGAGGAAAUGGCGAAGGAAAUGACCGAGCUUCUGGCUAGAGGUCCGCAGGUUCAGGCCACCAAGGCUGCCGUCGGCGCCAAGAAGUACGAGCUGAGCAAGUGGAAGUACGCCGAGCUGCGGGACGCCAUCAAUACCUCGUGUGACAUCGAGCUGCUGGCCGCCUGUCGGGAGGAGUUCCACCGCCGCCUCAAGGUCUACCACGCCUGGAAGUCAAAGAACAAGAAGAGGAACACCGACGCCGAUCAGCGGGCGCCCAAGUCCAUCACCGACUACGAUCAUGCGCCUCCCGUGAGAAAAGCAUCCCAGCAGCACACGGCGCCGCCCAUCCCGGCCCGGCAGUACGACGUGGCCAUGAACCGGCAGCAGCGCUACUUCCGCAUCCCGUUCAUCCGGCCGGGCGACCAGUACAAAGACCCCCAGGGCAAGAAGAAGGGCUGGUGGUACGCCCACUUCGACGGGCCCUGGAUCGCCCGGCAGAUGGAGCUGCACCCGGACAAGCAGCCCAUCCUGCUGGUGGCAGGGAAAGACGACAUGGAGAUGUGCGAGCUGAGCCUGGAGGAGACGGGUCUGUCCAGGAAGCGCGGCGCCGAGAUCCUCCCGCGGCAGUUCGAGGAGAUCUGGGAGCGCUGCGGCGGCGUCACGUACCUCCGCAGCGCCAUCGAGAGCCGGCAGGCGCGGCCCACCUACGCCACCGCCAUGCUGCAGAGCAUGUUCAAGUGAGGAGGAGGAGGAGGAGGGGGCGGGGCCCAGCGCUGCAAACAAAGGGACCAGCACCAGCUACCUGCCGCCGGCGGCGCCUCGGCGUGGCGCUGCGGCGCCGCUCCAGGGUGUGACCGCGGGCCGUUUGGUUUCUCUCCACUUUCCUUUUGAUUUCUGUCUUUCGGUCGCUGAGUUUCCGUUUGGCGCCGGCUGUCGGCUCCUCCGCGGUGCGAGGGGGCGGAGCUUCGUGUUGAACCCCUAUGCAGGAAAAUCCAAACUAAACCGCGGCGUCCGGUCGUCUCAGCUCUCCGUAACACUUGUACGAGUCUAACUCCGAGGCCUUAACGCUACUUUAACAGGGUUUAAUCGCCAAAAAGUAGGACUUCUCUUUUCUUUAGCUCUUUUUUUUUUCUUCUUUUUUGUUGGAAGCUGCCUCCUCCAAACCAGAAAAUCUCCAAUUCCUCAGAUAUUAUGCAUUCCUGAUGAUUCUGUGUAGCUUCCAUGGUGACAGCUAGCUUCGCCGGCGAUCCCGCUCCGACCUCCGACCUGCUGUUUCCGUCUGCGUCCGAUUCUCUCGGGGAGAAGCGGGGAGUUUUCAGCAGGCGGCGGCGGCGCUGCUGCACCGUCCGUCAUUCCAGGUUCUUUUGUUCUUCCAGUCGAAUGUAACUCCACCUCCUGAUUCCUCGUGUGUGAUUUCUGCUGAAGCUAAUGAGUCUGAGACCAAACGUCGCUCCAAGCCCCGCUCGGGUUUCUACUUUCCUUUCCUGUUUUGUUUUUGUUUUGUUUUGUUUUUUUUAAAGCUUGGUGAUUUACUUUUCUGAGGCAGAAAAUGUGAAAUAAUUAUGCAACUGCUGGGAUGUGAGUCCACACGUUGCUGCUGUUUAGGAUCAGAUCAGCGCUGCAAAAAAAAAAAAAAAACAGAAAAACCUUCAGCCAUGACGUCUCCGAGCUUUUUCCUAACUUUGCCAACUGAGUCUUAAAGUCGUUUCACGCAUUUUUCACCAGAUAUAUAUAUAAAAAAAAAAAAAAAGGUCUGUCUGGUUGAAGGAGUCGCCUGAUUCCAGUCUGAUCCUUCUUGAAACGCUGAUCCUCAACCUUUAACUGGAACCUUCAAAACACACUGAAGACUUUCGGUACGUCGCUCGUGUUCCCACUGGAGUGUAAAAGUCGUAUCUUAUUUUGAAAGGACAGUUUCUGCUCUGGCGACGGAGGCCGCGCAACGAGAAGCAAUAAGUUAAAGACCAACAAAAGCAACAGGCCUGUUUUGUCGUGUAAAUAAAAUCCAACAACGAAGGACAAUCUGUUGAGGCGUCCCGCUGCGCUCCUGAGCUUUUCGUUCCCUCCGUUGUUCCGCAUGACGAAGAAUCACGUCGUCCGAAGCUCCCAGGCGGCUCAGAGUCGCCGCCUCCUGACCUGCGUGUUUGAAUCUGGUUGAAAAUGAAAUGAUAAUUGACGUCAGCCCCGCCUGACUGGAGGAAUGAAAGAGUUGUGAGUCCAGAAGAAGAAGAAGAAGAGGUGCGGCGUUGAUCCGGUUCUCCUCCACUCGUCACAAUCAUUCCUCGGGAAGCACUGCCUUUCUCCACGCUCACUUUUUUCUAACGCUGAUGAUCUAACUGAUGAAUAAAUGCGUUCCAUGUUUCACUCA
This is a messenger RNA of Salarias fasciatus (jewelled blenny), 5737 nucleotides long. Its product is annotated as unconventional myosin-VI-like. NCBI's taxonomy places the organism in Eukaryota, Metazoa, Chordata, Actinopteri, Blenniiformes, Blenniidae. Gene Ontology annotation, molecular function: microfilament motor activity; ATP binding; actin filament binding. The transcript has 36 exons. The record is from RefSeq and is a predicted model, not a curated record. Gene Ontology annotation, biological process: inner ear morphogenesis; inner ear auditory receptor cell differentiation; actin filament organization. Gene Ontology annotation, cellular component: plasma membrane; cytoplasm; actin cytoskeleton. The coding region runs from base 214 to 4113 and encodes 1299 amino acids.